AUGAAUUUAAAUUAUCAACUGCCCACAGUUAAAAGUACUAAUCAAAAUAAUCAUCAACAACAAGUUCAUCAACAUCAUCAUUUAUUAUUACCAACAAUAAUUUUAGGUAACAUCAUCACAAUUUUUAAACAAGUCAUCGCAUUCAUUUAUUCAGCUAUUAUAAAUCCAAAUGAUAAUGGAAUAAUUACAAAAGAUAUACAUAAUAAACCAUCAUCAUCAUCUUCAUCUUCAUCAUUGCCAUCGGAAAAAACAAAAGUUAUUGAACAACCAAAAAUAAAUAAUACUGAAGAUGAUAUAAAUUUAUUCCCAUCUAUAUCGUUUAAACAAGAAUAUAACGAAGAAGAACCUCAAAUUUCAGAAUUCUCUCCAGUAACAUGUUCCAUGGGUUUAACUACAAGAUUAUUACCUAUUAAAAAUGAAAAUGGCGAUUUAGAAUGGGUUUUCACAGAUGAUGAUUCUAAAAUAGGUGGAAAUAAUGAUUUAGAUGCUUUUAAAAUACAACCCGAACUGCAUCAACUACAAGCAAAAAAGAAUUAUCUAACACCAACUAUUUCAAAUGAAUCAAAAGAUACUCCAACAAAUAAUUCUACUCCUCCAACUGAAGAAGAUGAUAUAAGUUGUAAUGACAAUGAUGAUAAUGAUAAUGAUAAUGAUAAUGACAAUGAUGAAAUUGAUAACGACAAUAAUGAAAAUAAAGUUCAUCAAUGUCCACAUUGUGAUGCCAGUUUCAAAAUAAGAGGUUAUUUAACAAGACAUCUUAAAAAACAUUCAACAAAAAAAGCUUAUUCUUGUCCAUUCCAUGAUAAAAGUAUUUAUAUUGAUGAUAAUAAUAUAACUCAUAAAUGUCAUCCAAGUGGUGGAUUUUCAAGAAGAGAUACUUAUAAAACUCAUUUAAAAUCAAGACAUUUUAAAUAUCCAAAAGGAACAAAAACAAAAGAUCGAGCAAAUUCUCAGGGUAAUUGUUCAAUGUGUGGAGAAUUUUUUAAUUCUGCUGAAAUUUGGUGUGAAAUGCAUGUUGAAGGUGGUGAAUGCAAAUUUUUACCAGUUGGUUUUAAAGGUAAAAGUAGAAUUAAAAAUAGAUUAAGAAAACAAUUACAAAAGAAUAAACAAGUUGAUCCUGAAUUAUUACCAUAUGCAUCAAAAGUCUUACAAGAAGUUAAAGAAUUAAAACAACAACAACAACAGAUUAAACAAAACAAAGGAGGAGCAAUAAAUAAACAUUCAACAUCAUCAAUUUCAUCAACUACAUCAUCUCAAGAAUCUAUAAAUACUCCAAAUUCAAUAACUUCAUCAUCUUCAAUUUAUGAUUCAUCUCCAUAUACUCCUCAAUCAACAAAAUCUCCAUUAGAAUAUAUGAUGAAACAACAGCAAGUACAACCAUUACCUCAACAUCAUUAUCAUCAAGUGCAACCACAACAUCCAUUACAUCAACAGUAUACUACUCCGUCAUAUACAUUUGAUCAAAUUUCAACUGCCCAUCAAAAUCCAAAUUUAAAACAUCAAUCAAUUGAUGAUUAUGAUGAUGAAUAUUGUUUAGAUAUUGAUCAAUUAAAUUUUACAAAUUUUAUACAAGCCCAACAACAAUUACAACAAAGUCAACAACAAAUGAUAUAUUUUAAUGAUUUCAAUCAUCAUAAUCAGCAAGAACAACAACAACAACAACAUCAACCACCACCUCAAAAUCAACAAUAUCAAAUGUAUAAUUAUUAA
Messenger RNA from Insectozyma verbasci, 1710 nucleotides. Lineage: Eukaryota; Fungi; Ascomycota; Pichiomycetes; Serinales; Debaryomycetaceae. The record is from the annotation of a GenBank genome assembly.